CGCCUCUCGGGUUCUUUUGGGUCCAAUUUUGACAUUCAAUUCGCCGCUUCGACUCUUUUCUUGAAUCCAUAACCUGAAAUUGGGGUUUUACAAUUCUGUUUCUGAAUUGAAAACAAAAUGGGAAUUGUAUCAGAAAUGAGAGAUUAUUGGGCUGACAACAAAAUUAUUGAUAAUAACAAAAAUAAAUCUCCUUCGUUUGUGAUUGCUUCUCCAGCUGAAGAUCAGAGGAUUUUGGAAGCUAGACGAUGUACUCAAGAAGGAGUUAAAGCUGGAGCUAAAGCAGCUGCUGUUACUGCCGUUGUUAGUGCUGUCCCAACUUUGGCUGCCGUUCGUAUGAUUCCAUGGGCAAAAGCAAAUCUUAAUUACACUGCUCAAGCGCUUAUCAUCUCUUCUGCAUCCAUUGCUGCUUACUUUAUCACUGCUGAUAAAACUAUCUUGGAGUGUGCACGAAGAAACGCAGAUUACCACAGAAGAACUUGAGAUACUGAUGAAUUUUAUACAUUGCAAUGAUGUGUGUGAUAAUUGGAUUUUGAUGUGGUGCUGUAAGUGUUGUAUUUCUGCAAGGAGGCUAGUGUAACUGUAGGCUAAUAAGUCACCUCUUGCCCUCUUACGAAGCUGAGGUUUAUAUUUUAGAGCCGCCUGUAAUGUUUAAUCGGGGCCAUUUCAAUGUAUUUUUGUGAGAAAUAAGAUGUAUCAUCCAUAAUUUUUUAAAUUAUUUUUGGAAAUGGAAAAGUAUGCAAUUUGAAGAAA
Mercurialis annua (annual mercury) is the source of this 750-nucleotide messenger RNA. Its product is annotated as early nodulin-93-like. The coding region runs from base 118 to 480 and encodes 120 amino acids. The record is from RefSeq and is a predicted model, not a curated record. NCBI's taxonomy places the organism in Eukaryota, Viridiplantae, Streptophyta, Magnoliopsida, Malpighiales, Euphorbiaceae. The transcript is spliced from 4 exons.